Messenger RNA from Vombatus ursinus (common wombat), 1668 nucleotides. It is a transcript of the gene NAPSA, whose product is annotated as napsin A aspartic peptidase. The transcript has 10 exons. Gene Ontology annotation, cellular component: lysosome. The record is from RefSeq and is a predicted model, not a curated record. Gene Ontology annotation, molecular function: aspartic-type endopeptidase activity. Lineage: Eukaryota; Metazoa; Chordata; Mammalia; Diprotodontia; Vombatidae. Gene Ontology annotation, biological process: proteolysis. The coding region runs from base 31 to 1668 and encodes 545 amino acids.
UCACUCUGGGCCCCUCAUACCUGCUCCAAGAUGUACCUGUGUCAGGACCUGGUUCUGCUGGUGCUUCUGAGCUCUGGGGUGGCCUCCCUCAUCAGGAUCCCCCUGCACAGGGUUCCAGGCUCGCCUGGCACCCUCCAUGCACUGAGGGGCUGGAGGACCCCCCAGGUCCCUCUGCCCAAGGACGGGCCCAUUCUUGUGCCACUUUCCAACUAUUUGGACGCUCAGUAUUACGGGGAGAUAGGACUGGGGACACCCCCCCAGAACUUCUCUGUCAUCUUUGACACCGGCUCCUCCAACCUCUGGGUCCCGUCUCGCCGCUGUAACUUCUUCAGCCUGGGCUGCUGGUUCCAUCAUCGAUAUGACCCCAAGGCUUCCAGCUCCUUCCGACCUAAUGGGACCCAAUUUUCCAUCCGCUACGGGGCGGGGCGACUAGAUGGCAUUUUGAGUGAGGACGUGCUGACUAUUGGAGGCGUUGGGGGGGCCCCUCUGGUUUUUGGGGAGGCCUUAUGGGAGCCAAGCCUGGCCUUUGCGCUGGCCCACUUCGACGGAAUCCUCGGCUUGGGCUUCCCAACUCUGGCCGUGGCCGGAGUGCAGCCUCCGUUGGACACGCUGAUGGCCCUGGGGCUGCUGGACCAGCCCGUCUUCUCCUUCUACCUCAACAGGGACCCUGAAGCAGUCCCGGGUGGAGAAGUGAUUCUAGGAGGCUCAGAUCCAUCUCUCUAUAUCCCCCCCCUCAUCUUCCUGCCCGUCACCCGGCCAGCCUACUGGCAGAUCCAUGUGGACCGUGUGACUGUGGGCCACUCCCUGAUUCUGUGUCCUGACGGCUGUGCUGCUAUUCUGGACACGGGCACUUCCCUCAUCACGGGGCCCUCCAAGGAGAUCGGGGCGCUGCACAAACUCAUUGGCGGCUUCCCGCUGCUGGCUGGGGAGAGGCCCCACAGAGCCUGCUGUAAACUGGUCGUUAUGGGGAGCCCAGGGCAGACUCAGAGACCCGUGGGCGAGAGGAGGCUGGAGAAGGCCCAGCCGAGGCGGGGGUGGGGGGGGAUUGCGCUGAGUCGGGCCCCCAGGAGGGGCGUGGAAGAAGGGGAGCGGAGGAUUCUGGGGGGGGCAAUGGAGGGGGGAAUGGGGAGGGGCCCCCCCCGGACCCGGCAGAAUGGCCUUUUGGGCCCGCCCCUUCCCUUCUCACCGGAGGUAGUGACUGUUCAUCUCGUGGUGUCGGGGUUGGCAGUGUUCCUUCGCUCUGGGGCGAGGGGAGCCAAGGACGCCUGGGGCCUGGUGGUAGUGGGUCAGGUCUUUCCAGUCCCCCAAGCAGACGGCGGGGAGGUAUCCUGUUGGAGAAUGAGAGUCAGACCCCAGAAGGGCCAGGGGCCAGUGGAGGUGGUGAGGGGAACCAAUGCCUGGCAUGGAGAGAACAGAGUCCAGAUAGAAGGGGGAGCUCUGGAUGAAUGCGAAGAGGACUGGGGGGGGGGGGAGUUCGGCAGGGCAGGGUUGGCUGGGGCCCUGCAGGGAGGCCACCCCCCCAACUCUGCGGUCUGGUCUGCCUUCCACGGGUGCCUCCGCCCCCUUUCCCUCCUCCCACCCUCUCAGCUCCGCCUUCGGGGCUGCGCAGCCUGCGGGCCAGCCCACCGACCCCUGGAGCGCUCCCACCCGCCUCCGCCCUCGAGCUGA